AUGGCUCUUGCCCGCCCGCUGCCGCCGCUGUGGCAGACGCUGCUGCCCGCACUCAAUGGCCCCGCGCGCCCCGUCCUGAACUUGCCGCUGUUGCAGCGCCUAGCACAGCCAUUCCGCACGUUACCCACACCUUUCGCUACACUCGCCAUACCCCUCUCGCUGCCAUCGAUACCGUCGUUAUCAGAUAUCUGGGAGGGAGUUUUGAAGGCGGUGCCGAAGAAGAAGACAUCGUACAUGAAGAAGCGAACGCGGUUCAUGGCCGGCAAGGGCCUGAAAGACCUCACGAAUCUUAAUAAGUGUUCUGCGUGCGGGAGAGUAAAACGGGCACAUUUUCUGUGUCCCUACUGUGUGGAUGCGAUCAAAUCCAACAUUUUCGGCCAGAAUUGGUGGUCCGUACGGAUGCCGACAAGGAAGCAAGAGAAGCAGUUGAAGCGCGAGAAACGUGAGGAGCUGAAGAGGGCACGCAUGGUCCAGCCCGAUCCAAGGGACGAUAAGCCCAUUGUGCAGCACACGAACUGGAUUAAGAGAUGA
This is a messenger RNA of Didymosphaeria variabile, 531 nucleotides long. RefSeq lists its product as uncharacterized. Gene Ontology annotation, molecular function: structural constituent of ribosome. Lineage: Eukaryota; Fungi; Ascomycota; Dothideomycetes; Pleosporales; Didymosphaeriaceae. The coding region runs from base 1 to 531 and encodes 176 amino acids. The record is from RefSeq and is a predicted model, not a curated record. Gene Ontology annotation, biological process: translation. The transcript is spliced from 2 exons. Gene Ontology annotation, cellular component: mitochondrial large ribosomal subunit.